Messenger RNA from Fundulus heteroclitus (mummichog), 4835 nucleotides. Its product is annotated as protein crumbs homolog 2. Gene Ontology annotation, molecular function: calcium ion binding; Notch binding. NCBI's taxonomy places the organism in Eukaryota, Metazoa, Chordata, Actinopteri, Cyprinodontiformes, Fundulidae. The coding region runs from base 194 to 4570 and encodes 1458 amino acids. Gene Ontology annotation, biological process: Notch signaling pathway. The transcript is spliced from 13 exons. The record is from RefSeq and is a predicted model, not a curated record.
GACAAACUCCAAAACUCUCUCAUACAGACUCCUGCUCAGAGUCUUAGUGGUCCAGUAUGGAGUUGCUGCUGCUCGCUCUCUGUAGCUAACUUGAAGCAGCCUGGAUGGAAAGCUGAGGCGUGCUGGAUGGAGAACCUGUAGACUCUCACAUCAUCUGUCUGUACUGACUGGAGACAUCAGCAGUCUGUUCACUAUGGAGUCUGGCAGAGUUUGGUCCAGAUAUCAGAGGACGGUGCUGAUCACAAUGAUGAUGUUCAAACUAGGGUUACUGUGUACAGCAGCAGCAGACAGGUGUUUAUCCUCUCCUUGCAACAAUGGUGCAAAAUGUGUCGACCACAGAGGUAAAUAUGUGUGUCUGUGCAUCAAAGGACCAGUGUGGUACAUGGGUAAAAACUGUGAUGAGCUGUACGAUCCCUGCAUUUUAGCACCUUGCACCAACUGUACUGGCCAACUUGGGAUGAAUAACUUUACCUGUCAGUGCCCGGAUGGCUUCACAGGGAACAGCUGUGAGGAGGAUGUGGAUGAAUGUCAGAGCAACCCCUGCAGUGGUGUUAAGUCCAACUGUCUGGACAGAGUCAAUGGGUAUUCAUGCCACUGUCCCCUUGGACUGGGAGGUGAGGACUGCCAGGAUGACGUGACCACUUGCUCAAAGGAAACAUGCCAGAAUGGGGGCACUUGCCUGGAUAUCCCUGACCUUGGCCCCCAAUGCCAAUGCGCUGAUGGAUUUCAGGGGAUGAACUGUGAGGAGGAUGUAGAUGAAUGCAAGUCUGACCCCUGCCAGAAUGGAGCCAUCUGCAAAGACACAGUCAACGGCUACCAGUGUUUCUGUGUGCCUGGAUUUCAGGGUUACCACUGUGACCUGGACAUCAAUGAAUGUGCCUCACAACCCUGUCAGAACAACGGCACAUGUCAGGACAUGGUGGAUUACUAUGUGUGUGCCUGUGCUCCAGGUUUUGAAGGCAUUAACUGUGAGCAAGAGAUCAAUGAAUGUGAGUCUCUACCCUGUCAGAACGGCGCCACCUGUCGAGACCAUGUCGCCAUGUACUCGUGUGAGUGUGUGGCAGGUUUCCAGGGCCAAGACUGUGAGAUCAACAUUGACGAAUGUGCCAGCAUGCCAUGUCUUAAUCGGGGCAUGUGCAAUGAUAUGGUCAACAGUUAUCAGUGUGACUGUGACGGAACAGGCUUCAUUGGGGACCACUGUGAAAACGACAUUCUUGAAUGUGCGUCUGACCCCUGCCAGCAUGGAGCCACGUGCUUAGAAGGAAUCAACCAAUAUGAGUGCCUCUGUUGGGCAGGUUACAGAGGGGAAAACUGCCAAGUGGAUGUAGACGAGUGUGGGCAGCAUCCAUGUGAAAAUGGUGGGGAGUGUUUCCAGCGCUCCGAUCUCCAGAACUAUGGGAGGCUUCCUGAACUAAGCAUUGCCAAUUUCAGCUAUGACACAGCAGCUGGCUUCAUUUGUCACUGCCAGCCAGGAUUUGCAGGUGAUAACUGUUCUGUCAAUGUGGAUGAAUGUCAGUCUGCUCCAUGUCAUCAUGGAGGAAGCUGUAAGGAUCUGGUCAACUCCUUCCAAUGUGUGUGUCCAGAGGGCUUCACAGGUGCUCUCUGCGAGGUUGACAUCAAUGAGUGUGACAGCAAUCCCUGCCAGAAUGGCGCCACGUGCGAAGAUGCUGCCAACUCCUACAGGUGUCACUGCCCCAUGCCAGAGCAAGAUCAGGAACCUUGGGGUGGACGUGACUGUGAUGUCAAGUUACUUGGCUGUUGGCUGCACCAAUGUCAACAGGGGGCAACCUGCAUCCCCAUAUUGAACAUCGACAGGACGCACGGUUACAUCUGCAUGUGCCCCCCUGGCUGGGGUGGAGAACACUGCAACAGUUUAACCACCUUCUCCUUUAACACAGAGGGUUAUGUUCAUAUGCACCUGCCUGUUUUCAAGAACAGGACAAAACGAGAGGUUGUAGAUAAAAUCCAAGGACUCCACAUGCAGCUACGUUUCAAGAGUACUCUACCCAACAUGGUGCUGUACUACCGGGGCACCAUGGAGCAUUUUCUAUCCCUGGAGCUUGUUAACGGCUUUAUUCAGGCUACAGUAAACUGUGGGAGGUUACUGAUGGUAGUUUACUCCAGCCCAGUCAAUGAUGGAGAAUGGCACCAAGUGACUGUAACCAUGGAUGAAGGAUUAGUUCUGACCGUCACAGGACCUGGUUGUAAGGAAGGAUGCUCGGUGAGGAAUGGAGGUCACAACUAUCUGAUUUUCGUCCAGCCCAGCUUUUUCCAACAGCUCUAUAUAGGAGGAAUUCCUCAUGAAUAUUCCCUUCACCUAUCCAGUGGAAAGGGAUUCAUUGGCUGUAUGGAAGACCUUAAGGUUGAUCAUAAACUGCUGCUACCUCAGGAUCUGAUCAGGGAGGAAAACAAGGGCUUGGAACUUGGAUGUUCAAAAAAAGAUUGGUGUUCUGAGGAUGCCUGCCUGGACAAAGGAGAGUGUGUGGACAUGUGGGUUCGUGCAAACUGCAUAUGUUAUCGGCCAUAUUACGGCAGCAACUGUGAAAAAGAAUACCAGUCAUGGACGUUUGGCCAUGAGAACACUAGCAGCUACUCUUCUGUCAACAUUUCAAACAGCCAUGGAGAAAACUUCACCAUUUCCUUUUUAAUGCGCUCCCUGAAACACAACGGCUUGCUCCUGCAGUUCCACCGAGAGGGAAAGUCCUACUUGACGGUCUAUCUGAAGGAAAGCACUGUUGCCAUCUACAGUCCUCACACAACUCUGCUGUCAGAAGCCAAGCAAGUCACUGAUGGGAAGAUUCAUUUGGUGACCAUAACGAUUAACAAUGGCCAUGUGGUUUUUCCUAAAGCGAGAAAUCAUCGUGCCUUGGGCAAUGUGAGUAUCGAAGCAGGAGAUGUGGCAUUUAUUGGAGGCCUUCCUCCAGACAAGAACAUGAAUGCCUGGGGUGGACACUUCAAGGGAUGCCUGCAAGACAUUCGACUAGAUGAGAAACAAAUGAGUUUUGGGGAUCAUCUGGAGGGUUUGGAGGUUUACCAAUCAACAACGGAAAACAUCCUUAAAGGAUGUCACAGUGACAACACUUGCAAGGAUAACCCCUGUUUUAAUAACGGACAAUGUCAGGUCACUUGGAAUGACUUCAGGUGUGUGUGUCCCGUUAACUUCUCUGGCCAGCUGUGUGAAACACGCCUGUGGUGCAUUGAAAAGCCGUGUUUUAAAGGUGCAAGCUGUGUGGAUCUAACGGAUGGUUAUGAAUGUUUAACAGAAGCUGCCUUUCAGGACAACUCUCUUCAGUAUGUUGCCAACAGCUCCCUGGUGAACCCUGUGACCAACAUCACCAUGGCCAUACGGACACGGGACGAAAAUGGGAUCUUGUUGCGUUCUGAAGGCAGAGAUGAGAUGUUUUGUCUGGGAUUAUUAAACGGCAGUCUGCUGGUCAAACUGGACAGUGGGGUAGGAGAGGAACUGCUGGCUUUUAUGAGUGUUGGGACCAUUGCAGAUGGGGCAUGGCAUGAGAUCCAGCUCAGUAUGGUCAACCCUCUGUUUUCAGUGUCUCGUUGGCACCUCAAUGUCGAUGGGCAAAGGGCAGGUGGCAGCUUUGGAGUUGGGGGCAACCUAAACUUUCUAAAUAAUAGCAAAGUUUGGCUGGCAGAAAACUACACUGGAUGUUUACGAGAAGUGAGAAUAGGUGGUGUCUACCUACCUCUCAUAAAAGUACCAGAUAACCCUCAGCGAAGCCAGUUUUCCAGGAUCAGUGGGCAUGAGCCAAGCAUUGGAUGUCAAGGCUCACCAGUUUGUAAUUCCCAGCCCUGUCUAAACCAGGGUGUGUGUCAGGACCAAUUUAACAAGUUUAACUGCAGCUGCAGACCUGGAUGGGAAGGGGACUUCUGCGAGAAGGAGAUCAAUGAAUGCUCUUCAGCUCCCUGUGUCUAUGGUCACUGUAAAGACCUCGUGGCAGACUACCAGUGUGAAUGUGAACCUGGAUACAAAGGGAAAAACUGUCAGGAUGAGGUGAAUAACUGCCUGGAGUUCAGCUGUGUUAAUGGAGGAGUCUGUGCAGAAAGUACAGGAACCCAUACAUGUUCAUGUCCCCAUGGGUACAAGGGUGCACGUUGCCAAUGGCGUCUCCCUCCAGUAGCUUGUGAUGCAAAUAUGGAUUGUCUCAAUGGUGGGAUUUGUAUAGGAGGCAACUGCACCUGCAAACCUGGAUACACCAGCUUCAGGUGUGAGACGGAAAUAGAUGAGUGUGAGUCCAGUCCUUGUCAAAAUGGAGCCACCUGUCUGAACCGCCUCAACCACUUCCAAUGUGUUUGUGUCCCAGGCUUCAGUGGCAAAUUAUGUGAGAACAAUAAAGGGGAGCACAAGGAAGGAGUUCCCUGGCUGGCAGUGACCAUCCCCCUUAUCACCCUGUGUGUGCUGUUAGCCAUCCUGACGGUGUUUUUCCUGAUCAUGACAGCACGGAAGAAGCGGCAGUCGGAGGGCACAUACAGCCCUAGCUCACAGGAGGUGGCUGGUGCAAGGCUGGAAAUGGGUAGUGUGCUCAAAGUGCCACCAGAGGAGAGGUUGAUCUAAGCCUUAAGUUGCCGCCACAAUUUUACAUCCAAAGGAUGCAUAUAAAGGUCAGAGAGAACAUAUAUUUGGCAGUGUCAUACUGCUUUGACCUCUAUCCCAACAGAGAAGAGACGGUGAGGAAGUUUGUAACUUCCUGGAAUAACUACUGACGUUGGAUUCAUCGGUAAAUGCUGAACAAAAUAAACUUUUACUUCUGAUUUCCAGUGAUGAUACAAUGAUUAAUAUGGCUGCUUGUGCAAAAAAAAAAAAAAAAAAAAAAAAAAAA